AUGGAAGUAAAGCAAGAAAUUUUAACCCCAAUGAAAGUUGAAAAAACUAAUGGAAAUGUUCCAACUCCUCCUCCAACAACAACAACUACUACAGUUAUGGAUGAUGAUCUUUUUGACGAUGAAGCAUCACCACCACAACCAAAUAAAAAAUUAAAAGCUGAGAAUGGUUCAAUUAAAAAACUAACACCAACACCAAAACCAGCACCAGUUACACCAAAACCAACAGCAGCUGUAAAUGGAAAGAAACCAAUCCCAAAAAAGAAACCAGUCGAUAGUAGUAGUGAUUCAGAUAGUUCAGAUAGUAGUAGUGAUAGUGAUUCAGAUAGUAGCGAUAGUGAUUCAGAUAGCAGCAGUUCAGAUAGUAGUAGCAGUGAUUCAGAUGUACCAAAAAAGAAACCAAUAUCAAAAAUACCAAAUAAACCAAGUGGUACUGUAUCAAAAACCUCAAAAAAUUCACCAAAAACCACAACCACUACCACAACCACCACUACAACAGUUAAAUCAAAACCAGCACCAAAAGUAAAGCCAGAACAAAGUAGUAGUGACGAUAGUAGUUCAGAUAGUAGUGACGAUAGUAGUGACGAUAGUAGUUCAGAUAGUAGUUCAGAGGAAGAGAAACCAAAAAAGAAACCAUCAAAGAAACCAGCAGCAGUUAAAAAAGAGAUAACAGUAAAGAAAGAAACAACAACUACCACUAAAAAAACACCAGUUAAAAAAGAGGUAGAAGUAAAGAAAGAAACUAAAACCACCACCACUAAAAAAGUUAAAAAGGAAGAAUCAGACGACGAUGGUGAAGAUGAAAAAACCACUACUAAAAAGAAAACCACAACAAGAAAGAGAAAAUUAAAGGAAGAGGAAGAAGGUGAAGAGGAAGAAGAGGAAGGCGUUAAUAAAUGGUGGGAUAAAGAAGAUGAUGAGGAUGAUGGUACCAAAUGGACGACAUUAAUACACAAUGGACCAGUAUUCCCACCAGCCUAUGUACCACAUGGUAUUAAAUUCAUGUAUGAUGGUAAAGUGGUUAAACUCACACCAAAACAAGAGGAAGUUGCAACUUUCUAUGCCAAUUACCUCGAGACAGAUCACGUUAAAAAACAAGCAUUCAAAGAUAACUUUUUCAAAGAGUUCAAGGGGUUACUUACAUCAGAGCAAAAGGAGAUCGUAAAGAAGAUGGAUAAAUGUGAUUUCUCUCAUAUUCACACUCACUUAAAGACCAAAAAAGAACAAAGAAAAGCAAGAUCCAAAGAGGAGAAGGAUGCCGAAACAGCCGAGAAGAAAAAGAUUCAAGAGAAACAUGGUUUCGCCACUAUCGAUGGUUUUAAGGAAAAGGUUGGUAAUUAUAUGAUUGAACCACCAGGUCUAUUUUUAGGUCGUGGUCAACAUCCAAAGACUGGUAUGUUGAAACAACGUAUUAUGCCAUCCGAUGUAACUUUGAAUAUUGGUGAAGGUGAAGUCAUUCCACCAUCACCAAUUCCAGGUGAAAAAUGGAAAGAAAUCGUUCACAACAAUACUGUGACUUGGUUAGCAUUUUGGCGUGAAAGUGUUAAUGGUGGUUUCAAAUAUGUUUGGUUAGCACCAUCCUCAAAGAUCAAGGGUCAAGCCGAUAGAAAGAAAUUUGAAGUUGCCAGAGGUCUCAAGAAUUGUAUUGGUGAUAUUAGAAAAGGUUAUCAAAAGUCAUUCAAUGAUGAAAGCACUGAAAAACGUCAAUUGGCCGUUGCUCUCUAUUUAAUUGAUUUCUUGGCACUUCGUGUUGGUAAUGAAAAGGGUGAAGAUCAAGCCGAUACAGUAGGUUGUUGUUCAUUAAGAGUUGAACAUAUUAAAUUGGAAUCAAAUAAUACCAUCACAUUGGAUUUCUUGGGUAAAGAUUCUAUGAGAUAUUUAAAUACAGUUCAAAUUAGAGAGGAUGCCUACAAAGUUCUCAAAACCUUUGUCAAAGGUAAGAAACCUACCGAUCUCUUAUUCGAUAGUUUAACAGUCACUCAAUUGAAUAAUCAUCUCAAGAAACAAAUGACAGGUUUAUCUGCUAAAGUAUUCCGUACCUACAAUGCAUCGAUCACUCUUCAAAAAGAAUUGGAUAAAAUGGAUACAAAGGAAUUCCAAAGUAUCGAUGAAAAGAUCCUAUUUUACAAUCGUUGUAAUCGUGAGGUUGCCAUCCUUUGUAACCAUCAAAAGGCACCACCAAAGAAUUUAGCUGAAACCAUGUCAAAGAUUGAUGAAAAGAUUCAAGAACUUCGUGAUCUUCAAGAUCUAUGUAGAAUCAAAAUUGGUAAAACUCCAAAAUCUCAACAAGAAGAUAUCGAGAGUCGUGAAGCAGAACGUUUACCAAAAUUAAUUCAAUUGGCAAUCACCAAUAAAAAAGAUAAAGAUAAGGAAAAGACCGAUAAAGAAAUCUCUUUCGAUGUUAAAGCCGCCUUUGAAAAAUCACGUACCUUGCCUGAUGCCAAAGGGAAAAUCAAAGAGAAAAUCGCAAAAUAUGAAGAACAAAUCAAAAAACAAGAAAUUUUAAAGACUGGAAAAGAUGAAUUAAAAACUGUUGCACUUGGUACAAGUAAAAUCAAUUAUCUUGAUCCACGUAUUACCGUUGCUUGGUGUAAAAAGAAUAAAGUACCUGUUGAUAAAAUUUUCACUAAAUCUUUAAGAGAUAAGUUCCCUUGGAGUGAUGUUGGUACUGAUUAUAUUUUUUAA
Molecule: messenger RNA, 2682 nt
Organism: Dictyostelium discoideum AX4
Lineage: Eukaryota; Evosea; Eumycetozoa; Dictyosteliales; Dictyosteliaceae
Gene: top1
Product: DNA topoisomerase I
Exons: 2
Coding region: 1-2682 (893 amino acids)
Biological process (GO): DNA topological change
Cellular component (GO): nucleus; chromosome
Molecular function (GO): DNA topoisomerase type I (single strand cut, ATP-independent) activity; DNA binding
Source: RefSeq, a predicted model, not a curated record